GACAGAGAGCGCGGGAAAGAUGUUAGUUAGCCGUUGCGCAGUUCAAUUCUCUUUUGGGACUUUCUUCAAACACCUUCCGGUAUCAAAUCCGGCGACGCUCUGUCCGUACAGAUUCAGACCCAAAAACCUAACCGCCAACCCAAUUCGUAGCUCCUCUUACUUUGAGACGUUAGAUUCCUGCCAAAAAGAGCAAGUCCAUCUCUAUGUCCACACUCUUCUCCAAUGGAACCGGAAAAUGAAUCUGACAGCCGUUAAGGAGGCGGAUGAGGUAAUGGAGAGGCACAUUGAGGACUCGCUCGCAAUCAUACCGCCUAUUAGAAAUUCUUAUCUCUCUCACUGUAACCCUUCGUCCAAAAACCUCCGCCUUGUAGAUGUGGGGAGCGGUGCAGGUCUUCCGGGUUUGAUCUUAGCCAUUGCUUGGCCAGGUUGGGAAGUGACACUGAUGGAGUCUAUGAACAAGAGAUGCAUUUUCUUGGAACACGUUGUCGGUCACAUUGGUUUGUCGAAUGUUCAAGUUGUAAGAGGAAGAGCAGAGGAGGAAGUUAGGAAUGCAGAAAAAGCAAUUCAGAUUUUGGGUGCUUCCGUGUUGAACAAUGCGCAGGCAUGUCAUAUCUCUAUUUGAAAACUUAACAAACCUAUCAUGUAUAUGGGGGAGAGAGAGAGAGAGAGAGCUAAAAAUGUUUACUGAUGUAACCUCUGUUUGUAUCCAGUGGAAUCGCACAGCCCAUA
Messenger RNA from Malus domestica (apple), 729 nucleotides. RefSeq lists its product as uncharacterized. NCBI's taxonomy places the organism in Eukaryota, Viridiplantae, Streptophyta, Magnoliopsida, Rosales, Rosaceae. The record is from RefSeq and is a predicted model, not a curated record. Gene Ontology annotation, molecular function: rRNA (guanine-N7-)-methyltransferase activity. Gene Ontology annotation, biological process: rRNA processing. Gene Ontology annotation, cellular component: cytosol; cytoplasm.